Phacochoerus africanus (Common warthog) is the source of this 2530-nucleotide messenger RNA. It is a transcript of the gene RCAN1, whose product is annotated as regulator of calcineurin 1. Gene Ontology annotation, molecular function: nucleic acid binding; calcium-dependent protein serine/threonine phosphatase regulator activity. NCBI's taxonomy places the organism in Eukaryota, Metazoa, Chordata, Mammalia, Artiodactyla, Suidae. Gene Ontology annotation, cellular component: cytoplasm; nucleus. Gene Ontology annotation, biological process: calcium-mediated signaling. The record is from RefSeq and is a predicted model, not a curated record. The transcript is spliced from 4 exons. Bases 170 to 919 code for a protein of 249 amino acids.
GCGGGGCCGGCGCGCGGAAGCCGCGUCUCCCGAAGCCGUGGUGACCGCCGCCGGCUGUGACGCUAGCGAGAGAAGGUUACCCGCGGAGUCCGCGGACUGGAGAGCGCCAGGAAGCCCCGCGAGCCCGUGCAGCCGGCGGGGGCGCGCGAGAGCGGGAGCGGGAGCGGGGAUGGAGGACGGCUUGGCCGGGUCGCGUCUCGGGGCUGGAACCGAGGCUGCCGAGGCGCGAGCGCAGCCCGGGGUGACGCUGCGGCCCUUCGCGCCCUUCUCGGGGGCGGCAGAGGCCGACGAGGGCAGCGGCGACUGGAGCUUCAUCGACUGCGAGAUGGAGGAGGUGGACCUGCAGGACCUGCCCAGCGCCACUAUCGCCUGCCACCUGGACCCGCGCGUGUUCGUGGACGGCCUGUGCCGGGCCAAAUUUGAAUCCCUCUUUAGGACAUAUGACAAAGAUAUCACCUUUCAGUAUUUUAAGAGCUUCAAAAGAGUCAGAAUCAACUUCAGCAACCCCUUAUCUGCAGCAGAUGCGAGACUCCAACUACAUAAGACUGAAUUUCUUGGAAAGGAAAUGAAAUUAUAUUUUGCCCAGACUUUACACAUAGGAAGUUCCCACCUGGCCCCACCCAAUCCAGACAAGCAAUUUCUGAUCUCACCUCCUGCCUCGCCGCCGGUCGGUUGGAAACAAGUGGAAGACGCUACUCCCGUCAUAAAUUAUGAUCUUUUAUAUGCUAUCUCCAAGCUGGGGCCAGGUGAAAAAUAUGAAUUGCACGCCGCAACCGACACCACUCCCAGCGUGGUGGUCCACGUGUGUGAGAGCGAUCAGGAGAACGAGGACGAGGACGAGAUGGAAAGAAUGAAGAGACCCAAACCCAAAAUUAUCCAGACGAGGAGGCCAGAGUAUACACCCAUCCACUUAAGCUGAACUGGGACCCGGACGAAGAAGCAUUCCAACUCCAACACCCGAGAAGGAAUCUUUGACUGUGGAAGUGGCCGGUCACAACCUUGGAGGCGGCAGCCGUGAGCGCUGUGGCAGAAAUUCCAGUUCAUGUUGCUCAGAAGAGAAUCGAGGCUUUGUCUUCCGGUUCCAACGCUGCGCACCCGUCCCUGUUCGUGGCUCCCGGGAAUGUCCUGAGCCAAUCACUGAGGUUAGGGUUGAUCCGCAAGGACAUCUGGGAAUGUCUCGAGAAAACCAAUAACGAUAGUGUUUUGUACUUGUUCUUUUCUGGUAGGUUCUGUUUUCGCCAGGGGCAGGUUGAUCAAAGGGUCCAGGGAGAGACUUGUAGAAUUUCUAACCAGCCUACAGGAUUGACCCUCUCUCUCCUGGGAGGAAAAGGCACCGUGGGGAAGCCACAAGGCAUCUGGUGCAAGAAAGGUUGUGAAAACAACAAGGCAGUGUGGAAAUUGUAGUGUUUCUUUUUUUUUUCCCCUCCAUGUUCUAAUGUUUGUGCAUGUAUAUUACUGAUUUUCGGAACUAACCUUUGUUCGUGUAUAGAGUUACGCCACUGUUGUUUUGCACCUUUGGGGAAGUUAGAGAAGCAUUAGAAAUAUCUGUCCACCUUUCCAGGUUCCUGACUGUCUUUGCAACAGCACACACAGGUGGGAAAACACCUGGAGUACAUUCAUUCAGCAUCCUCUGCGAAGCAACCUAGAACCUGUGCUUUUGCAAAAGAAGUUGAUCUGAAAGUCCGAGCUAGCGUUGCGCUUAUCAAAUGCAGAGAAUAGCAGUCUCACUGCCAACAUUUAGUGGGUGAGAAAUGUUUCAAUGUUUUAGGUCAGACAAUAAAUUGGUUUCAUUUCUUUCUUUAAUAUGGUGGUUUAGAUACAUGAAUCAUUAGCCAAAACCCUUUUUUGGGGGGGGGGAAAUAUCAGUUGAGAUAACUGAUUUUUUUGAACCCUACAAAAACAUCGAGAUAAACCUGUAAAUAAAGCUAGUAACAUAUAUUCAUACCUGCUGUGCACUUGGGUGAGAAAUAGGGCAGUGGAAGAAUCACGUAAGAUGUUUUAACCUACCUGUGAACUCUGUGUUGUAGAAAACGCCUUUCAAAUGAUCGACGGGACUUGAACUCAAAGCAUGUGAAGUGGAUAGUAGGUGUGUGGUGGUAUGAAAAGAAUGCAGUGCCUUUCCCCAUUACUCCCUGAUGGAAUUGUCACAUGAGGUUAACAUCUGUCAUUUUUUUCUAGGUGUGUCAUGUGUAUGUCUGGUUGAUAGGUAUUCUGUUUUGGCCUUACAAUACCAUAGCAAGAUUUGUCCCUUUGAAAUAGCUAACGCCAAGUAACAAUGCAUGCUUUGGAAAUGCAGAAGAGGAUUUUCUUGAAGGAGCAAAUACAUUUGGUUGCUCAUAUCAAGAAAACCGACCGAAUGUUCUCCAAACCCUGUUUACAGUACUUGGUGGGGCACGGGGGGGCAGGUGUGGGAGAGACCAUUGCAUAGCGUUCAAGUGUUCCUAGUUAAGUGCUUUUCAACUGGAGAGGCUAACCUCAAGAUAUUUUUUUUAACUGCAUUCUGUAAUAAAUCAACACAAUAUGCUCUUUA